This is a messenger RNA of Debaryomyces hansenii CBS767, 1236 nucleotides long. RefSeq names its product alkene reductase. Lineage: Eukaryota; Fungi; Ascomycota; Pichiomycetes; Serinales; Debaryomycetaceae. The transcript has a single exon. The coding region runs from base 1 to 1236 and encodes 411 amino acids. Gene Ontology annotation, molecular function: FMN binding; NADPH dehydrogenase activity. The record is from RefSeq and is a predicted model, not a curated record.
AUGAGCGGAGUCCAAAUUGCAGCAUUAAAAGAUACAGACUUGUUCAAGCCUUUAAAAGUUGGUGAACACACAUUAUCUAACAAAGUGGUUUAUCCACCAACUACCAGAUUGAGAGCGUUAGAUGACCACACACCUUCAGAUUUGGAAUUGGAAUAUUAUGAUAAAAGAUCGAAGUACGCUGGAUCAUUGUUAAUUACCGAAGCAACUUUUGUAUCUGAACAAGCUGGUUUAUAUAGCAAUGUACCAGGGAUUUGGAACGAAAAACAUGUCAAAGGAUGGAAGGAAAUAACCGAUAGAAUUCAUGAAAACGGAUCAUUUAUUUCUAGUCAGUUUUGGUUUUUAGGUAGAGUUGGUGAUCCCCAAUUGUUGAAGGAUCGUGGGUUAGAUUUUGUUGCUCCUUCAGCAAUCUACCCAGACGACACUACAAAGGAAAAAGCUGAAGCUGCAGGUAACCCAAUUAGAGCCUUAACAGAAAAAGAAAUUCAUGAUAUUAUUUAUGAUACGUAUACCAAUGCAGCUAAGAAUGCUAUUGCAGCUGGUUUCGACUAUAUUGAACUCCAUGCAGCCCACGGAUAUUUGCUUGAUCAAUUCUUGCAGCCAGCUACCAAUCAAAGAACCGAUAAAUAUGGUGGUAGUAUCGAAAACAGAGCCAGAUUUGUUUUAGAGUUAGUUGACCAUUUAAUUACUGUUGUUGGUGCAAACAGGUUGGCUAUUAGAAUCUCGCCAUGGGCUAAAUUUCAAGGUAUGAAGGCUGAACAAGAUUCUACUCAUGCUGUAACCACAUUCAGUUAUCUAUUACACGAGUUACAAAAGAGAGCAGAUAAUGGAAAUGAACUUGCAUAUGUAUCGAUUAUUGAACCUCGUGUCCUGGGUAUUAUAGAUGUCGAAAAGUCUCAACAAGUGGGUGAUAAUACCUUCGUUGGGCAAAUUUGGAAGGGAAUCAUCUUGAAGAGUGGUAAUUAUACUUAUGAUGCUCCUCAUUUUAAGACUUUAUUGCAUGAUAUCAGUGAUAACCGUACUAUGGUAGGUUUCGCUAGGUAUUACACUUCCAAUCCCGAUUUAGUUAAGAGGUUAUAUGAGGGUUGGGAUUUAACUCCAUAUGAUAGGGACACUUUUUAUGCCACUAACAAUUGGGGUUACAACACCUGGAACAACUACGAUGAGAAGGCUGAAAUUACCAAAGAUGCUGAAAUUAGUAGAUUAGCAAAAGCUAUAGAGGAAAUUAAAGCCAACUGA